This is a messenger RNA of Hydra vulgaris (swiftwater hydra), 726 nucleotides long. The record is from RefSeq and is a predicted model, not a curated record. Lineage: Eukaryota; Metazoa; Cnidaria; Hydrozoa; Anthoathecata; Hydridae.
AUGUUUAAUCAAAAUGAUGACAUUGCAAUGAAUGAUAGGCUAGAUGAAGUUAUGUAUUUACAAAAUGAUGUAAGUGCUAUAAAGCGUGUUGAAAAUAGUCGUAGACGAAAUGGAAGAAAUAGACUUAGGCGAGAUGAAAUUAAUCAUUUACAAAAUGAAAGAAAUAAGCUUAAUCGAGACAACGCUAAUCGUCGCCAAAACGAAAGAAGAGCUGUUGGACAAGUAGAAGCUAUAGAAGCUUUUGUUGUAAAAAUGUCUUUACUUGAAGGCGGUGAUAGACGUCGUUAUAAUCUCCCUUCACAUGAUGAAGUUGCAGUUGUAUUUAUUGGCGAAGAUGGUGCUCCCCCAACUUCCAGGGAAGUUGUUAUUUACCCAAGAGGUCAUCCUUUAAUAAUUGUAUCAAGUAUGUCAGCCAACUCGGAUCCUAUGGUUUAUCCGCUAUUUUUCCCAAGAGGUGAUGCUGGUUGGCAUAAUCAAUUGGUGCAUAACCCUGAGCGUGCCACACUGCAAUAUGCUGUAGAUGCAUAUGUAAAAAUUGAAGGCCAGCAUCUUGUUUUUAUCAGAAAUAAUCAAAAUAAGCUGAGAAGCGAGCAGUAUGAUGCCUUACAUGAACAUAUUAACAACAUUGCCAAUGAUCGUAAUAUUAGACCAGGACGAGUAGUAGUUUUGCCAUCAUCUUAUGUGAUCUGGAAUUUCUGCACAAAUCAAAUUAUCGAUAUCCUGUGA